Messenger RNA from Mangifera indica (mango), 906 nucleotides. RefSeq lists its product as uncharacterized. Lineage: Eukaryota; Viridiplantae; Streptophyta; Magnoliopsida; Sapindales; Anacardiaceae. The transcript has 2 exons. Bases 117 to 563 code for a protein of 148 amino acids. The record is from RefSeq and is a predicted model, not a curated record.
UUCUUUAUUCCACGCAUAUUCUUCUUCUUCCCAAGUCAACAACCAAAAUUCAAACUGUCACAGUUAUACAAUAUUCUCACGUAACUGAACAAGAUUUUUUUCGAGAAAACACAACAAUGGCCAAAGCUCUGUUGUUCUUCUCUCUCCUCCUCAUCUCAACGCUUCUCUCGUAUUCGAGCCCCGAUCCUCCUACCCUCGCCCAUGCCGAGUUAACGAACUACGGCUUCCCGAUCGGGCUGCUUCCCUCAUCGGUGCAAACCUACUCUUUGAACCAGACUUCCGGCGAGUUCUCCGUGCAGCUUGUUGGUGUAUGUAAAUUAACGCUCCCUCCAGACAACUAUUUGGCUACCUACUCUAGUAAAAUUAAGGGGAAGAUCGAGCAAGGUCGGAUCGCGAAGCUGGAUGGUAUUCGGGUCAGGGCUUUCUUCAAGUGGUGGUCCAUCACAGGGAUCCGGUCCAGUGGGGAUAAUUUGGUGUUUGAAGUUGGAAUGGCCUCUGCCAAGUUUCCUAGUAAAAAUUUUGACGAGAGUCCUGACUGUGACGGCCAGAAAUCAGCCUCUUAAUCUAGGAAUGUUCAUUGUUGAUUGGAUGAAUGGGAUCAAAACUUACUAUGCAAAUUUAUUCGUCUUCUUCUUUCUUUGCAGAGCUUCCCAUCUACUGAAGAAAUUAUGUUAAAGAGUCUUGGCAUAUGAAAGUAAUAAACCGUGGAAAACUCACUUAUUUUUUUGUAUGCAUUUAACUAUUUAAUGAGUCUCUUUUGUGUUGGAUAGGAAAAGGCUGCCCUUUUCUAUAUGAUAUGUAUGAGCUGUAAAAUAUAUCUACAGGAUGGUUAUGACCUGGUGCACCAACUGAAUAAUUUAUUUUUCUGUAAUGGUUUACAGUGAUAUAUAUUUUGGGUAUAUGUAA